AUGGGCCCUCUGUUGUCACAGCCACUGUCUGAGCGACAGAAGGCAGUCAAAAGAAUCGGCCUCCACCUCAGUCAGCCCAAACCACUGGAUCAGUGCGACGUGGACGUGGAUAGUGCUUUGGCCAUGAGCAUCUGUGCAUACUCUGACAACCCGCUCCACACUCUCCGACAGCUAAAUGGUCUUCCACACAAGGUUCGACACGUAAAACGUGGUCAGACAAGUGAAAGCUUGAAUCAACAGUGGAUAAUCGGCGCAAAUGCGGACGAAAGCGUGUUCUACAUUGGCUUCAAGGGAACCACGGACGCGACAGAUUGGUGGAAAAACGCACGGUUGACUCAAACGCAUAAGUCCUUGGGCAAGGUACACUCAGGCUUUCUCUCUUGCGCCGAAGAGUUCCCACGGGAAAUCGUUCAGCAGGUGCUAAACGAGAAUAAAAAGGUUGUGGUGACGGGCCACUCCAAAGGAGGAGCCGUGGCCCAAACGCUUUGCAUAUUGUUGCUGGAAGACCUCGUUCACGUGUCACGAGACAAAUUGGUGUCCAAUCUCAGAUGCGUCACAUUUGCAUCACCUCUCGUCGGCGAUGAGCAAAUUGCAAAGUGCAUCAAAGCUCGCUGGGGAGAUAUCUUCUUUCACAUUGUCAAUGACGGGGACAUAGUCCCACUUGUCAUGACGCUCUACCAACAACGCAUUGCUGACGGCCUGAGUUCCGCAGCGCAUAAGUUUGCAGAAUUGUUGAAGGAGCUUGCCAAAGGCACAUCUGUACUGCAGGUUGUUGCGACUCUUGCAGACCACGGCCCACUUCCGGCCAAACUUGCCGCUGCUGCACUCCGAGUGACAUCAAGCGUGCUGCAAGCCGGCGCGCGUGAAAUAGGUCAUCGAGUAUUUCGUGUGAAAUACUAUCCGUUUGGGAGCGUCUACAAACUCAGGGCACGCACAGUAGUUUGUAUAUUACCCACACCCGUGUCCUUUCGCGAGGAAGAUGACGUUGACGGCACUCCCCAUUUCUAUGACGAGGAAAUGAUACCACCAGAACUAAAUCGUACAGAUUCAGGAGGCUUUCCUUCACACAGCCAACUCCUGGCAGCCCACAGUUUGGGCACGUAUGCAGUGCGUUUGAAGUUGCAACCAACUGUCUCAUGCCAGCCCCAACACGCACCCGAUUUUCCGUUCCAGGGAGCUUUUCUUUGCCCAAGAGACAUUCGCGUUCAUCUGGCCGUCCACUCAACUACUCGCCUUGUAGUUGAGCUACAGGGAAAGAAACUGUUCAUGGCACGUGAAAUGAGGCCAACAAGAACAACAGACGGCACUUCUAAGCCAGCCCAAGCUCAGGUGGCUUUUCUCAGUGGCAUCAGCAGUGCACGCUUUGAGUUUCCUUCAGUUGUUCUGGAGCCUGCCAUGGAAGAGUAUGCAUUUUCACUCAUGACAGUCUUGGAUGAGGAAUGUAUUGUGACCAUUCGCCGUCAAGACAUCAGAGAUCACAGAUUGAGCGAAGGCAACAAAUGCCUGCACCCUAUGUUUGACAGACUGACGAGUUCUGAAGUUGUCCACGCUGCGUUGGUCCGCGCACUCCUCAUCUUGUCGUGUCAUCACCGAAAAAAUGCCGCUCAUCUUGAUGCGCAGCAUACUCACGCCGUCAAGCAUACGGUUUCCACGUUGGACUGCAUUUUUGAAACAGCGCAGCUCGCCCCUUUUCUUGACCUUCCCGAAGUGUCGCGUCCUUUUCUUGAAAACGGUGUUCGUCGCUGUAGAUCUGCAAAAGAGUGUACAGAAAGACGAAAUGAAGUUGCUGUGGCGUUUGUUGACUUGCUGGAGACUGCCAUGACUUGCGCUGAAACAAGACGCACCCUCAACAAGACCUCGUUCACUCCAUGGGAGAAAACCGUGUUGACAAGGUUGUACAAGUUUGCGGAAAAGGAGGACGCGUCGCUCAACGUCAUCGAACGAGGGCCUCGAGGUAAAAGUUCAAGCGUGCGUGUGGGUGCGCCAACAGUCAAUCUCUUCCCUGACGGCUCCGAGUUCAUGCCAUCGGAAAUGGCAGACUCAUUGAGGCAGCGCGGCCCAGCUGCGGUGGCGUCAAUCUUACUGCGUGCGCAAACUGCCCUCGCAAUUGUUUCUGCGUCACUCGAACGACGAUCUCUUGACGUGUGGAGCACCAACCUGAAGAUACACAAGCAGGAUGACCUGCAACGUACAACUGCUCAAGUUCAAGAUGCGUUCUCAGAGCUAUAUGCAAGCACAACCCUCAAUUGGUGGAACAAAGUCCACGCGAGCCUGUUUUUCGUGUCGAGGGAUGUGUGGAGAUGGUUUAUGACUCAGUUCACCGUGUCGUCUCUUCGGGAAGUCGCUCAUUUGAUGGCUGGGCUCAAAGACACACAAGGCCAGCCCAUCUCAGAUGAAGGAUUGUGCGUCGAUCUGCUUGGCCUCGAACACCUUUUGACACUUCGUGUUGAGACAGCUGCCGCCAUUUCCGGCCUUCAGAAGCGCGAGCUCUUGUCCAAAAGCUUUGCUCAGUUGCCAUCAGCCCUCAAAAAAGGGGAUCAUCGCAUCCUGAAGUCCAACUUGCAGAAGAACACCGCCAUUGAAAGCUGGGACCUGAUCCGCGCCCAUUGCAUGAUCCAUGAGCUGCGGCUUGGGCUGUCUGGAAGGCUUCACAUUGGCGCUGCUGGCGCAAUGAACCUGGGAAAGUCUUACAUGCUCAAACAGAUCUUUUCUGCGAACACCAAUCCGGGGCCACACGAUCAUCACAGAAAUUCAUCCCUAUCAACCCAUGUGGAGGGUGACAUUGUUCUUCUUGACUUUCCUGGCAUUGACGACACAGGCUCAGUCGUGAGCCACGUCUUUCAAGAUGGCAUUGCUGCAGUGGACCUGCUGAUUCUGAUUGUAGAAGGGACGAAGGUUCGAGCAAAUGCAACGGUCGACGUUCUUCGGGCUGCAUUGCUUCAGUCCUCUGUGCCGGUUCUCAUAUGUCUGCAUCGAGCAGAUCAGUGGAGGGGUGAGCAUAGCUCGCAGGCCGACUUUAUCGCCAGUCUUCAAGAUUCCAAGGACAAGGUCCAAGAUCUGCUUGCACGUGCCAAUAUUCCCUUCGAUACAGAGCGCGUAACUCUCGUGCCCACAUGCUUCACUGUGCAGCAGCCUCAGGAGGAAUUAGCACGAGAUCUGCGAGCUGCCGACGUUUGGGACCUCGUGGAUGUUCGGAAUUGGAUCGCUCAACACUCAACGACGCCGAUUCCAAAUCAAAACUUUUUCAGUUUUAGGUUGCUCUUGACCUCUUGA
Messenger RNA from Salpingoeca rosetta, 3273 nucleotides. RefSeq lists its product as uncharacterized. Gene Ontology annotation, biological process: lipid metabolic process. Lineage: Eukaryota; Choanoflagellata; Craspedida; Salpingoecidae. The record is from RefSeq and is a predicted model, not a curated record. The transcript is spliced from 2 exons. The coding region runs from base 1 to 3273 and encodes 1090 amino acids.